GUAGGGAAGUGGUUGUCGGUUGUGUUUAUUCGACAGCUUUCAGCUCUUCCUGAUCAUCAUAAGCCUUUGUCAUUGACAGCUCACUACGAAAACAUCUAACACUAGACUUAGCUAUCUGAUUAAACAGCAACGCAAGACUAACCGGAGCAGCUGUACAGCUGACAACAGAGAAGUUUUUAUUCCUGUGUAGCCCGUGGUGGUUGUGGUGGUGGAAGAGAAGAAAGAAGAAAAACUGGACAAUCUGGUUCACUCAUCGCCCGGACGUCCAGAAGACACUGACCCAGCCGUCAGUCUCACGGUGGGGUUGAAUACAAGGAGCUUUAUGAAGUAGUGUGAGUGACCUGCACAUCAACAAUGGGGAAGAGGAGGGUCCCAGACCUGUACAGAGCCCCCUUUCCUUUAUACUCCAUUAAAGUGGACCCUAAAACAGGCCUGGUGAUCACAGCAGGAGGAGGAGGGGCCUCCAAGACAGGCAUAAAGAAUGCUGUGCACUUCCUGGAUCUACAGCUGGUUGGAGAACACCAGUACAGUGCCAGCCUCCUUCACUCUCAUGAUACUGACACACGUGCCACCAUGAACAUGGCUGUAGGUGAUGGCGUAAUUGCUGCUGGACAGGACGGGACCUGCUGUCUGAUGAAGUUUCAACUCUGCACACAGGCAGAAGGUGGCGGCAAAGCUGGUGCUAAAACUGGGAACAGUGUGCAGCAGGGCAGUGCCAGGCGACGAGCUGGGAAAGGAGACAAAAGUGAACAGGAUGGAGCUGCAGCCUCUGGAGAUACAUCAGAUAUGAAAGAUGAGACGUCUCACAUCUCUGUGACUGGUUUGGCUGAAGUGCAUUCAGACCUGAACCCUCAGGACCCACUCCAGAAGGUGGUCAGGUUCAGUCCUGACCUGAGCCUUCUGCUCACAGGAGGCACAGAUGGACACAUCCGAGUCUGGGAGUUUCCGUCCCUGAAGAAGAAGUUUGACUUCAAAGCACAUGAAGGGGAGAUUGAAGACUUGGAUAUGAGUCCAGGAAACAAGCACCUGGUGACUGUUGGCCGAGACUUUGCCUGCAGUGUAUGGAGUGGAAACCAGUUGGCUAUGGGUCUGAAAUGGCAUGAAACCCUGCCUCAGAUGGCUGAGAAGACUUAUCGAUACAUGGCCUGCAGGUUUGGAAAGGUAGAGGACCAAAAAGAGGCCCUGAGGCUUUACACAGUCCAGAUUCCCCAUAAAAGAGACAGGAGACCUCCUCCUUGCUACCUCACCAAGUGGGACGGCAAGAGCUUCCUGCCCAUGCUGACGGCUCCCUGUGGCACUGAGGUCAUCUCCAGUCUGGCUGUCAGUGACUCUGGAACAUUUCUGGGCCUUGGAACUGUAACAGGAUCAGUAGCUAUCUACAUCGCUUUCUCCCUGCAGAAGCUGUAUUACGUAAAGGAGUCCCAUGGCAUUGUGGUGACAGACCUGGCCUUCCUGCCUGAUGUGCUGAAAGGCAAAAACAUCAAGGGGAAUAAUGAAACCGCCAUGUUGAGUGUAGCUGUGGACAGCCGCUGUCAAAUGCAUGCUGUCCCCAACCGCAGGUCCUUUCCUGUCUGGCUGGUGCUGUUCUUCUGUGGCCUCAUAGUAGUGGGACUUGUCCUCCUCCUACAGUACCUCUUUCCAGGAUUUAUUUAAAUCAUGCACGGUUGAUGGAGCAGGGACACAUCUUCAUGUGGCUUAUUUUGGCAGUGUGCUACAGCUCCCAGCUGAGCCUGUGAAGGUUCUCCCAGCUGCAGUGCCGACUCUGAACAGCUUUUACGGUGCCCUGACGUUGCCCCCGCCCCAGCGCCCCAGCUCUUACUCAGGGUUGUUCCUCUCAGACCUGUAAACCCAGUGGAAUCAAACCAGGACAUACUGUGGGAUUUUACUUUGAUUUCUAUCAAUUGUUCUUUAAUCUUUUUCUUUUUUGGAUUCAUGUUGAAGGACUCAUGCGAAGAAUGUUUAAAGGGUGGGAUCUUUUUAUUGACAUAUUUAAGGAACAGUGUAAAAAUAUAGAAAUGAUUGGCACAUAAUGUGUCUGAUGUAGUUUUUCUUUACAGACAGACACUGUGAAUUAGCCAUUCUCUUUGAAUAUCUGCUGUGCUUGCUUUCUAUGUGUUUUUCUGUUUUUAUCCACUAGUGGGUAGCAGAGACCAGAGCAUUGAUCGUCCUGGGGUGAAAGGCUGCCAGGAGAUGAAAUGUUAAGCAUGUGAAAAGAUCUGUUUGUCUCAGUGCAGUGGAUUUUUGAACACACAGCUACAUGUUCAGACUUAUGUUAAUAUACUGUGCCAGUAUUCAGGGUUGUCCAAGAAUUCUACACAAAGUUACAACGUCCUCUACAAAUGGAAAAUCAUCAGAUAUUUCAAAAAAAGAUAUGGGGAGGGAGGCAAAGAGUCUGUAAACUUCAUGGAAAUGUUAUUUUUAACCCAAGCUGGGGAUUCCCUUCUUUUAGGAAGACAUUGCCAUCUGUAAUUCAACAUCAUUACAAUUUGACAACGUUCUGACUGGAAAUAUGCUGCUCAGCAGAUGUUCAACAAUGUGAAUGAAUUUAUAACAUCAUCCCUAUAUUGUAACUACCUUGGUUAAAUGAUGGAAGAAAUAAAAUAUUAAUAAGAAAGGGCGCU
Molecule: messenger RNA, 2621 nt
Organism: Toxotes jaculatrix (banded archerfish)
Lineage: Eukaryota; Metazoa; Chordata; Actinopteri; Toxotidae
Gene: preb
Product: prolactin regulatory element binding
Exons: 11
Coding region: 355-1653 (432 amino acids)
Biological process (GO): protein secretion
Cellular component (GO): endoplasmic reticulum membrane
Molecular function (GO): protein binding; guanyl-nucleotide exchange factor activity; GTPase activator activity
Source: RefSeq, a predicted model, not a curated record